Molecule: messenger RNA, 593 nt
Organism: Zymoseptoria tritici IPO323
Lineage: Eukaryota; Fungi; Ascomycota; Dothideomycetes; Mycosphaerellales; Mycosphaerellaceae
Exons: 2
Source: RefSeq, a predicted model, not a curated record
CCAGGAUCCGUCUCUACCACAUCUUGUUGAGAAACGACAUCCUCGCCAUGAUCACCCAACCGAUGCAGUCAUCUACAACCACAUUCCCCAUUUCAACCUGACCCCACUUCAACGAACGACUCGAACAAUGCCGCCCGCCAAAACGCACGACGCGCGAGUCGACGGCAGCACUACGCGCGAACGACAACUCGCAUCCGCCGCCCACGCGAGGAGUAAGAAACAGACAUUGCAGAGUACGAACGGAAACAUGCAGAACGGUAGCACAUUGAAAGAUUUGCCUCUUUACAACCCGGAUACAGCUGCCCAGCAGCCUCAGACUGGCAUGGCAUGGAAUACCGCGCCUCUCGAACUACUGGACACCUACCGCGUCGCGCACAACCUCCAAACCCCGACCGCUUUCACCACACCGCUCCGCCAGGCUCUCCUCACGAAUUCAGGCAUUGGCCGCCACUCUCCGACAAUGGCACGGAAGAAAGAGAAGCGAAGGGUAUCGAAAGAGCAAUUGGCAUUGGCUGUACGGAAGAACUUCAAUGGAGCCGCUGUGAGCGAGAUUGAUGUCGUGGUAGACCUGGUGUACAAAGUGCGGAAUCAAG